Linum tenue is the source of this 291-nucleotide messenger RNA. The record is from the annotation of a GenBank genome assembly. Lineage: Eukaryota; Viridiplantae; Streptophyta; Magnoliopsida; Malpighiales; Linaceae.
AAGAAGGGACAGGUGGCGUCGGAAGGGUGCUUCACGGUGUACUUGGUGGGGAGAAGCAGAGAUUUUUUUGGUGAAAACAGAGUACUCGAGCCACCCCUAUUAUGGGUCUUGCUGGAGGAGGUGGAGUCAGAGUUCGAGUAUAGCCCGGAAGGCCCGCUACCGCUGCCGUGCCAGGUGGCGUGCUUCUGGAAGGUGCUUGUGGCGAUGGACUCGGAGGAUGAGAGGAGGCAGGGGAACGGGAAGAAGAGCUGCCUCACAGGACCACCGAAUUUCGUACCUCGGGUAGGGUAA